This is a messenger RNA of Silurus meridionalis, 1794 nucleotides long. It is a transcript of the gene cwc27, whose product is annotated as CWC27 spliceosome associated cyclophilin. Lineage: Eukaryota; Metazoa; Chordata; Actinopteri; Siluriformes; Siluridae. The record is from RefSeq and is a predicted model, not a curated record. The transcript has 14 exons. Gene Ontology annotation, molecular function: peptidyl-prolyl cis-trans isomerase activity. Gene Ontology annotation, biological process: protein folding; protein peptidyl-prolyl isomerization. Gene Ontology annotation, cellular component: catalytic step 2 spliceosome. The coding region runs from base 134 to 1570 and encodes 478 amino acids.
UUAUUUAGGAUUAGACCGGUGAUAGAAACAAACGCGGCGCACUUUGCUGUAUUUUGUGUUUGUAUGUUUUUUCCUCGUCGCUGUUUAUCAGUGUGUUUAUUUCAAUUUAUUUAACAGAUAAUAAACCUUCAAAAUGAGUAAUAUUUAUAUUCAAGAGCCACCAACGAGCGGCAAGGUUUUAUUAAAGACCUCAGCAGGAGAUAUAGAUGUAGAAUUGUGGUCUAAAGAAGCGCCUAAAGCCUGCAGGAACUUCAUACAGCUCUGUAUGGAAGGUUACUACAACGGGACCGUAUUCCACCGCGUGGUUCCAGAUUUCAUCAUCCAGGGCGGUGAUCCGACCGGCACCGGGACCGGGGGGGAGUCCAUUUACAGUCGUCCUUUUAAGGAUGAGUUCCACUCCAGGUUGAGGUUUAUCAGGAGAGGUUUGGUUGCCAUGGCGAACGCUGGACCUAACGAUAACGGCAGUCAAUUUUUCUUCACUCUCGGUCGUGCCGACGAACUCAACAACAAACACACUAUAUUUGGAAAGGUAACGGGGGACACGGUGUAUAACAUGUUGCGUUUAGCGGAGGUGGAGUGUGAUGCAGAAGAGCGGCCGCUAAAACCACACAAGAUCAGAUCUACAGAGGUUUUAUACUCACCGUUCGAUGACAUCACACCUCGUGAGAUCCACACCAAGAAACAGAAAGUCCGGGAGGAGGGAAAGAAAUCUCAGUCCAGGGCUACAAAGAAUUUUAGUUUGCUGUCGUUCGGUGAGGAAGCGGAGGAGGAAGAGGAAAUGGUCACUCAGGUCACUCAGACCAUGAAAGGAAAAAGUAAAAGCAGUCAUGACCUCCUGAAGGACGACCCCAAGCUGAGCUCGGUUCCUGUGGUGGGCAGCCAGACGAUUCGGGGAGACGCUUCAGACGUAGACGGUGAAACACAGGACCAGGAUGAGGAGGAUAUUGAUGAAGAUGAUGAAGACGAUGAUAAAAAAAUGAGGAAGAAGGAAAUGAGAGAGCGGAUCUCAAAAAAGCUGAAGAAAGAGAAACCGGAGGAUCAGAAGUCAUCAGAGAAGGUGGAGGAGACGGAGAAAAAGAGCAGUCGAAGUGAUGAACUCCGUAAAGAAGCUCGAGAGCUGAAGAAAGAACUCCUCGCAAUCAAACAGCGGAAAGACGAGAGGAUGAAGCCUGAGGAGACCAGCACAGAAGAGAAGAAAGUGUUAAACGAGGCCGUGUCUGAGUAUCUGGAGAGCAAGAAGAAGUACGAGGAGAUGAGGACGCAAAAACUGAAGAAGGGUUCGGGCAGAGAAGCGCAGACACUCGCUCUCCUGGACCGUUUUAAGUCUAAGCUUUCAUCAGCAAUUUGUGAAACCCCCGAGACCCCAGACGACGAGGAGGAGCUGGGAGAAGACGAUGAUAAAGGAUGGAUGGCUCACGUGCUGCAGUUUGAUGAACAGAGCAGGAAGGUAAAAGACGCAAACAUGCAGGACGAAGACACAUUUGAGAUUUACGACCCACGAAACCCCGUCAACAAACGCAGACGAGAGGAGAGCAAGAAACUGCUGAAGGAGAAGAAGGCCAGGAGGUGAUCUCCUCCUCUUCCUCCUCAUCACCCCCAGGUUCCUCUCACGCUGUAGAUAUUAUUAGUGAUGAGAAUGGACUUCGCUUCUCCACCUAUUUGUCUCUGGGUAAGAAAUAAAAUAAAGGACGUUCUGUGAGGAGCUUCAGGAAUUUGAUCUUCUCUAAUGUUGUGGAGUUUUAUGAAAUAAACAGAUGUUUUUUUUCCCAUAAAUGUUUACACUUUAAAACAUCA